CUUACAAACUCCCCCAUUUGUGACAAUCGCAUUCAAGAUGAGGGCCGGGCUUCUGAAUAGUAGCAGGUCUGCUAUUAGGAGCUCGACAACAAAUCUCCUUCGCCAGCGCUGUGCACGAAGCCUCGCAACAGUGAACACCACUACCUACACACCUGAUAUCGAGUCCCGAACUCCACCCUACCCUCUUCUACUCAACAGACUCAAGACCGUCCGCAAAACUCUCAGUCCAGAGCGCAAACUCACUUUGGCCGAAAAGAUCCUCUAUUCCCACUUAGCCAACCCUGCCGAAUCCCUCCUCUCCAAUACAGACAACGGCCUCAAUAUCCGCGGUAAUGCAAAUCUCAAGCUCAAGCCCGACAGAGUGGCCAUGCAGGAUGCUUCUGCGCAAAUGGCGCUCUUGCAAUUCAUGACCUGCAACCUCCCUUCGACUGCUGUUCCUGCAAGCAUACACUGCGAUCAUAUGAUUGUUGGAGAACGAGGUGCAGAUGUAGAUCUCCCAGAGUCAAUUAAGGGAAACAAGGAGGUGUUCGACUUCCUAGAAUCUGCGGCGAAGAAAUAUGGCAUUGAGUUCUGGCCUCCAGGAGCAGGAAUCAUUCAUCAGACUGUCUUGGAGAACUACUCUGCGCCAGGUCUGAUGAUGCUCGGAACGGACAGCCAUACACCCAAUGCUGGAGGAUUAGGAGCAAUUGCCAUUGGUGUUGGUGGUGCAGAUGCAGUCGACGCUCUAGUCGACGCGCCGUGGGAAUUGAAAGCUCCCAAAAUCCUCGGAGUCAGACUUGAAGGGAAAUUGAACGGCUGGGCCUCGCCCAAAGAUGUCAUUCUCGCUCUUGCGGGUAAAUUGACUGUUCGCGGAGGCACAGGCUAUAUAAUUGAGUAUCAUGGGUCUGGUGUUGAUUCGUUGAGUUGUACUGGUAUGGCUACAAUCUGCAACAUGGGAGCUGAAGUCGGAGCUACAACCUCUAUCUUCCCUUUCUCGACCAGACAUAUCCCAUACCUUGAAUCAACGCACAGAGCUUCGAUUGCGGCUCAAGCACAAGCUAUUGCUGAUUCGCCAGCCCAUUUGAAUCUUCUCCGUGCGGAUGAGGGGUGCCACUACGACGAGCUGAUCACAAUCGACCUUAGUACACUGGAACCACAUGUCAACGGACCAAAUACUCCCGAUUUGUCAACUCCUCUUUCUGUCUUCGCAAAGGCAGUCAAGACCAACAAUUGGCCUGAGACCGUUUCGGCUGGUUUGAUUGGAAGCUGCACGAACAGCUCAUACCAGGACAUGACCAGAGCUGAGGAUCUUGUCAAGCAAGCUACAGCAGCUGGGUUGAAACCAGCUACCGACUUCUUCAUUACUCCUGGAAGUGAGCAGAUUAGAGCUACGCUUGAUAGGGAUAGCACUAUUGCUACAUUCGAGGAGGCUGGUGGCAUUGUGCUUGCCAACGCCUGCGGCCCUUGUAUAGGUCAAUGGCAGCGCACAGAUGGUAUUGAGAAAGGUACCAACAAUGCCAUUUUCACAUCCUACAACCGGAACUUCCGUGGCCGAAACGAUGGCAACCCAGACACAAUGAACUUCCUCGCCUCCCCCGAAAUCGUAACAGCCAUGUCCUACGCAGGAUCUACGUCUUUCAAUCCUCUAACAGAUACCCUCACCACACCCUCCGGCGAACCAUUCCGCUUCUCACCUCCAACCGGGUCCGAACUUCCAACAGGCGGCUUCGAAGUCGGCAAUCCAGCCUUCCUCCCCUCAUCCGGAUCCCCAUCCCCCCAAUCCGAAGUCGUUGUAUCCCCCACCUCAGACCGGCUCGCCCUCCUCGAACCCUUCGCACCCUUCCCCCAAUCCGACCUCAAAGAUCUCAAAGUACUCUACAAAGUAACCGGCAAAUGUACCACCGACACCAUCUCCGCCGCCGGUCCCUGGCUCAAAUAUAAAGGCCAUCUCCCCAAUAUCAGCGCCAACACCCUCAUCGGCGCCAUCAACGCCCGCACCGGCGAAGUAAACGUCGCCUACGACUUCGACGGCAGCACCUCCGGCAUUCCAGAGCUCGCCCAGAAGUGGAAAGACCAGAACAUCGAAUGGCUCGUCGUAGCAGAAGACAACUACGGCGAAGGAUCAGCGCGCGAACACGCUGCUCUACAACCUCGUUAUCUCGGUGGACGAGUCAUUCUCGCUAAAUCUUUUGCGCGCAUCCAUGAAACGAAUUUGAAGAAACAGGGUGUAGUGCCAUUGACGUUUGCGAAUGGCGAGGACUAUGGCAAGAUUGAUGCGUGUGAUGAGGUUGAUACCGUGGGAUUGUAUGAUGUGUUGAAGAAUGGCGGGAAGGGCGAGGUUGUGAUUAAGGUUAGGAAGGCAGGGACUGGAGAGGAGAUCACGAUCAAGACGAAGCACACGCUCAGUGAAGAUCAGUGCGGAUUCAUCCUGGCGGGAAGUGCAUUGAAUUUACUUGCCAAGAUGCACAAAUCGUCGUAGAUUUUCGAAACUUGGGGAAGAAAAAAGGGCGCUCGGGUUAAGGAUGCUGAAAUGGAAUGGAUAUGGAUAUAUCCUGUAUUGUACGUAUGAAAAUAGAGCCAAAAAAAAAAAAAAAAAAACUACCAAGAAACCUUGAUUGAUACCAAGAAAGCAUCCACCUUUACCCAAUCGAUAUUCAAUAUUCAAUACCUUCAAUCCUCUUUCUCUAUCUCCCUCGACUGGUAGCUACUCCUCACACCAGGCGAAGCCUCCCAGGGCCUACAGUACUCAAGCAAACGUCCCAUACCCCCCUCCCCCUCCAACACUAACACCAUCCCUCCACCUCAUCACACGCAUCUCCAUCUCCUCUUCUCCAUCUUCAUCCUGUUUCUCAUCUUCACCCAUCUCCUCCUCCUCGCCAUAACCACAACCCCGAACAUAACCACCCCGAGUCAGGUUCGGACCCUGGAUAUAGCGACAUAACACUUUAUAAAGCACGAAUGAUACUACCAAGCAGAGGAUAAUUAGAGAGAGUCCGAUGAAAAGCUUGUUAGGUUGUGAAAUUGGUGGUGGUGGUGGUGGUGGUGUUUGGAGGGGGGAGAGAGAGGUUGAC
Molecule: messenger RNA, 3050 nt
Organism: Cadophora gregata
Lineage: Eukaryota; Fungi; Ascomycota; Leotiomycetes; Helotiales; Ploettnerulaceae
Gene: ACO2
Product: aconitate hydratase
Exons: 3
Coding region: 38-2458 (806 amino acids)
Biological process (GO): tricarboxylic acid cycle
Cellular component (GO): cytosol; mitochondrion
Molecular function (GO): 4 iron, 4 sulfur cluster binding; aconitate hydratase activity
Source: RefSeq, a predicted model, not a curated record